Messenger RNA from Cheilinus undulatus (humphead wrasse), 1739 nucleotides. It is a transcript of the gene pelo, whose product is annotated as pelota mRNA surveillance and ribosome rescue factor. The transcript is spliced from 13 exons. Gene Ontology annotation, cellular component: cytoplasm. The record is from RefSeq and is a predicted model, not a curated record. NCBI's taxonomy places the organism in Eukaryota, Metazoa, Chordata, Actinopteri, Labriformes, Labridae. Gene Ontology annotation, biological process: RNA surveillance; nuclear-transcribed mRNA catabolic process, non-stop decay; nonfunctional rRNA decay. The coding region runs from base 190 to 1347 and encodes 385 amino acids.
GACGUAUUUUGGCAUGACGCAACGUCCCAGCGCCUGGCAACCCGCACCGAGUGAUUCAUUCUGAAGUUGAGAUGGCUUAGCUAGACUGCUAAUUCACUAAAAGUUCAACAUGAAUUUAUCUCGGAUAAACAACCUGAUAUUUCUUAUUCGCGAAUAAUACCCUCUUUUAUUUAAUAACAUCAGUCAACCAUGAAGUUGCUUCAUAAAGACAUUGAAAAAGACAAUGCCGGUCAGGUGACUCUGAUACCAGAGGAGGCAGAGGAUAUGUGGCACACCUACAACCUUCUGCAAGUGGGAGACAGUCUGAGAGCCUCCACAAUCAGGAAGGUGCAGACAGAGUCCCAGACUGGCAGUGUGGGCAGCUCCAGAGUUCGGACGACGUUGACCUUAUGUGUAGAGACUAUCGACUUUGACUCUCAGGCCUGCCAGCUGAGAGUAAAGGGCACUAACAUCGAGGAGAACCAGUAUGUCAAGAUGGGGGCUUACCACACUAUUGAGCUUGAGCUCAACAGGAAGUUCACUCUUGCCAAAAAGAGCUGGGACAGCGUUGUGCUGGACAGAAUUGAGCAGGCUUGUGAUGCCACCCAGAAGGCUGAUGUAGCAGCUGUGGUGAUGCAAGAGGGGCUUGCCAACCUGGUGCUGGUGACUCCUGCCAUGACUCUGCUCCGCGCAAAAGUGGAGGUCACCAUUCCUCGUAAGAGACGGGGGAGCUGCACCCAACAUGAGAAGGCGUUGGAGCGCUUCUAUGAGGCAGUGAUGCAGGCCAUCCUUCGCCAUAUAAACUUUGAUGUGGUGAAGUGCGUCCUGAUCGCCAGUCCAGGGUUUGUACGUGACCAAUUCAUGACUUACCUCUUCAAAGAGGCGGUGCGACAGGACAACAAGAUCCUGCUGGAGAAUCGACCUAAAUUCAUGCUGGUGCAUUCAUCAUCUGGUCAUAAAUACUCUCUCAAAGAAAUCCUCUCCGAUCCCACUGUGACAAGUAGACUUUCUGAUACCAAGGCAGCAGGAGAGGUGAAAGCGCUGGAGGAUUUCUAUAAGAUGCUUCAGCACGAGCCUGACAGAGCUUUUUAUGGAUUGGCGCAUGUGGAGAGAGCUGCUGACGCCCUCGCCAUUGACACCUUGUUGAUUAGUGAUAAGCUUUUCAGACAUCAGGAUGUUCCCACCAGGAGCCGUUAUGUUCGGUUGGUGGACAACGUAAGAGACAAUGGCGGCAACGUCAGAAUAUUCUCAAGUCUCCAUGUCUCUGGUGAACAACUGACUCAGCUGAGCGGAGUUGCUGCUAUCUUACGGUUUCCCAUCGCAGACUUGUCUGAGCCAGAGGAUGGCAGCAGCUCGGACGAAGACUGAGCCACAUCCAUGUAGCAGAGAGAGAUCUUAGAGUUGGAAACGAGAAGGUUGUCCACUGAUCACACAGGAAUCCUUAUUGACUUGGUGUGUUGUUAAAACAAUAAAGUUGCUGUGUUACGGUCAGCAUACUCCAUCUCUGCAGCACGACUUUAAGUCUAAUAUACUUAACCAUUUUCUUUAAGUGAGCAUAAUUUCAUGAUUUAAGGCAUUUUUCAUUGCUUUGGUUUGAAGGUGGGUGAAGUUGAUGAGAUGCUAAUUUACAGGAAUGUAACGUUUGUUGCCAAAUCCAGAAAAAAACAGUGAAAGUUUGAAUCUUAUUCAGCAAUAGAAAAAAACACAUUUUCCUCAAAUGUAAAUAUAUCCCUCAUUCAAAUAAAAAAAAUAGCAUUUAA